Molecule: messenger RNA, 1321 nt
Organism: Pollicipes pollicipes
Lineage: Eukaryota; Metazoa; Arthropoda; Thecostraca; Pollicipedomorpha; Pollicipedidae
Product: polyprenol reductase
Exons: 5
Coding region: 39-602 (187 amino acids)
Biological process (GO): polyprenol catabolic process; dolichol-linked oligosaccharide biosynthetic process
Cellular component (GO): endoplasmic reticulum
Molecular function (GO): 3-oxo-5-alpha-steroid 4-dehydrogenase activity
Source: RefSeq, a predicted model, not a curated record
GCAGAUCUACCGCAGGUACGGACUCACGCUCCUGGUCCAUGUGUCUGCUCACGACGCAGAUCUGCCGCAGGCUGUACGAGCACGUGUUCGUGCACGUGCCGUCGAACACCAGGAUCCACCUGGGCCAGUACGUGGCCGGCGUGCUGCAUUACGUGCUUGGCGUGGCCGCCGUGCUUGCCGAGGCUCCUGGCUUCGUUGAGGACGGUGGUCGUGGUCGCCGCCUGUUUAACGUGACCAAGCUGAGCUGGCUGGACCGGACCUGUGGCGCCAUCUUUAUGCUGGCUUGGCUGCAUCAGUACAAAGCACACUGUAUCUUCGCCAACUUGAGGAAAGAUGAGUCCGGCGCCGUGGUGAGCGAGCGCCACGCCAUCCCUCGCGGCGACUGGUUCGAGUACGUCUCGUGCCCACACUACCUGGCCGAGGUGGUCAUGUACACCUGCCUGGCGGUCAUCCUGGGGCCGGCGCACCUCUCGUGGCUGGCCGUUUGGUUCUGGGUCGUCUCGAACCAGGUGGGGGCCGCACUGAUGUCGCACAUCUGGUACAGGCAGAAGUUCGACGACUACCCGGCGCAGCGGCGGGCCAUUUUGCCGUACUUGCUGUGAGGUGCGCAGCGGACCGCGGCCGGUGGCGGGACGCGAAGUAUCGACCCGGCAGUCACCCAGGGACCCCACCCGCUCGUGUGAAGUGGUGCUGUCGCAGCUGAAGAUAGAAACACGAUCGGUGGUGGAGUUAGGUCGUGGCGACCGUCACGCCUGCUGUUGACCCACUCAUACUUUUGCUGGGGGAUGAAUCCCUGUAUCCCGUCAGGGGGCCUGUCCGAAUGAAACGGUCGCCGCAACAGAAGCUCUACUAUCCCUGUUUGCACAGGGAAUUGAAAAUCGUCGUCGACCACGUCGCGCAUGCCCCGCGUUCUCGGUCGGUUCAGGAAAUGGAGCAAUUGUCAAAGAGGCGGCGAGGCCAAGACCACGGCGUCACCGUGGGAGGCUGCCCUUCACACAGCUGCAUUUGGGCCACGUCGGAAGUGAUGCGAGUUGUGUAUGACUGGCUUGGCACUUGUCAUCGCGCGCCAACACCUGUUACCAGCACAACGCCGUCGGGCUGCGGUCGGGCAGCCGCUGUUGUCUGAUCCAUACCACGUCGCCAACACGUAUGCAUGAUGUACAGACGUAUCGUAUGGCGGCGUUGCCUGCCUCCCAUGCGUCAUGGAUUGCGCAGGUUGGUGUGGGCUCCUAUUACCGUGUCGCACUCGUCGACGCCUGUUUAACCGUACGCGUCCUGGUGUACGCUCAGCAUGUCUAUAUACAAGCCCUUCUCGCCAUGA